CUGAAAAAGCAAACUUGUCAGGGUCAUCCAGCAUCCAAAGACUUAGGGCUUCCCACGGGCCGAGCCCUGGCUGUCACAACACCAAAUGUGCCAAUCCGUCAGCUCCUGUGGGCCAGUCUACUGUCAUCCCUCCCCUUUAUAAGAGAAGGACUCUGACAGGGAGAGCCCAAAGCUGCCCAAACCUACAACAGAGAUACAGCAUACAGAGACAUACAGCAGACGCAUCCAGGAAAGGUCUGAACAAACCUCACAGCUCAAGUCGGAACAAAAAGGAGAGGAUGCAGAUCUUAUUCUGUCUGGUCGCAGCUCUGACACUAGUCAGUCGAAUCUCAGCAAGAAACUUAAGAGAGAAAAGACAGAAUGUCUACGUGUUUACUACAGAUGAUACAAGUACAGAGCAUUCUUCUCUUUGCCUCAAUGGUGGCAGUGCCUUAAUCUACGAGGGGGAGCAUGUCUUGUGCAUCUGUCCCGAUGGAAUCUCGGGAGAGUUCUGUGAAAAAGUCGCCUCUCCUCCCGCUGCUGCUUCUGCCAACUGCUACAGUGGAAUUGGGCUUUUUUACGAGGGCACAGAGUCUCGGUCCCGGAGCGGUCGGAGAUGUCUCAGGUGGAACUCCGACAUCAGUAAUGGAAAUACGUGGACGUCUAGUUUAAAACGGAACUACUGCAGGAAUCCCGACUACAGCCGUAAGCCAUGGUGUUACGUAAAAACAGCAUUUGGUACCAUUAAAGAAUACUGCAACAUCCAACCCUGUGCUAGUGUGCCUGUAUGGCCAACAUCUUAUCCCAGCAACCCAGACAAUGCUAGACCAAGUGUCCCUCAACCCACCCAACCAGGCACUGAGCCCACCUGUGGCGAGAGACAAAACAAGCUGAUGAAGAUCGUGGGUGGAUCCGUGACACCUGUGGAAUCCCAGCCAUGGAUGGCAGCCAUCUACUGGAAGAGUUCCUCCCGCCGGAAGUCCUUCCUCUGCGGAGGCAGUCUAAUCGCCCCCUGCUGGGUGCUCACGGCAGCACACUGCUUCCCCGAUGGUCAGAGGACCAAAGCCAACAAAGUGUCUGUGAUCCUUGGGAAGAAUGCUAUCAACGAGACAGCAAUGAAUGAACAAACAUUUGACGUCUCUGAAGUAAUUGUUCACGAGGAAUUUGACAACAGUCAGGGAAGCUUCAAUAAUGACAUAGCCCUUCUGAAGAUCCAGUCUUCGACUGGACAGUGUGCCAAGGAAUCCAAAACCGUGAGGACAGUGUGCCUACCAGUGGCCAAUCAGAUUCUGCCUGCCGGAGAUGCCUGUGAAAUCGCUGGGUAUGGGAAAGAGAAAGAGGGUUUAUGGUACUAUUCCCAGUAUUUGAGAGAGGGGAAAGUGGACCUCAUAUCCCAGGACGUGUGCUCCAGUAAAACAUACUACGGAAACAUGAUCACAGACAACAUGUUCUGUGCGGGCAGCCCCAACUGGUCCACAGAUGCUUGCAAGGGAGACUCCGGGGGUCCGCUGGUCUGCGGAGUGAACGGUCGCAUGGUGCUCUUCGGCGUCAUCAGCUGGGGGGACGGCUGUGCCAAGGCAUUCCGUCCGGGGGUGUACACCAGAGUUAGCAACUACAACAGCUGGAUCGCCAAACACUCGGGUCAGGUCUCUCCGAAAGCAGACACGACGCGUUUACGGGAGUGAGGGGGGCGGGCGAGGGGCUCAUCCCACUUCCGAGCUGUGACAUGCCGUCUGACUGCGUUAAUCAUUGAGAGUUUCUCACCGUGAUGGGUUAUGAGUCUGCUGUGUAGCAGAUAAGGAGAGGUUGUCAACACAAAGCUCUUUUGAGCCAGUUGAAAGUAGUGUGUCAGACAUUUUCUUCUAACAUGUAACAACAUGACUUGUUUUCAUGAAAAAAAACAAGAAAUAAAAUUAGGACUACACAAUCUAUCUCAGAACUAAUCCGUUCACAUCACUACUAGAGAAACUAGCCUACUAGAGAAGGUCAUAAGUUCAGUGACACAUGGUUUUAGUUGGAAGCAAUUUUGGUGUGUGUCAGAACGUUCCUGAGGGAAAAACUGCGAAUGUCAGACAUGCUACCAGUACUCUUGGUGCUGUAAAAAUCUUGUGGUUGAUUCAUGUAAUCCACUAAUUAACUUAUUUAACUAUAUAAGUCUGGAAUUGUACACACGUUUGUACCUUCAGCCUCAACUACUCCCACACUAUACCACAAGUUGUCGCAUGAACCCUCUCAACUAUAUCAUAGUGUAGGAGGUCACGUUGUUUUAUAUGCUGAAUCAUUUAAAACGCUUCUGCAAAAGUCUAAUUUAGAUUUGGGGCGAACUUAGCCAUCGUCACCUUUCUGUGAAUCACUGCUGCUUUAGUUUUUAUCUCAAUCUUGAACCAUGACCACUGCUAUUUCAUGUCUAUAUAUUAUAUAAUGUAAAUAGAGUAUAUUUUAUAUCUACUUUGUGUGUGCAGUGUGUGUCAUUACUUUUAUCAAAUGUGCAGUUGCAGUUUAUGUUUUCCUUCUCUUUUUUUAUGUGACACUUUUAUCAAAUAAAUUAUUUUCUCAUAGUU
Molecule: messenger RNA, 2540 nt
Organism: Sardina pilchardus (European sardine)
Lineage: Eukaryota; Metazoa; Chordata; Actinopteri; Clupeiformes; Clupeidae
Gene: plaub
Product: plasminogen activator, urokinase b
Exons: 14
Coding region: 279-1664 (461 amino acids)
Biological process (GO): plasminogen activation; regulation of cell adhesion mediated by integrin
Molecular function (GO): serine-type endopeptidase activity
Source: RefSeq, a predicted model, not a curated record